Messenger RNA from Pseudoliparis swirei, 4518 nucleotides. RefSeq names its product immunoglobulin-like and fibronectin type III domain-containing protein 1. Lineage: Eukaryota; Metazoa; Chordata; Actinopteri; Perciformes; Liparidae. Bases 1 to 4518 code for a protein of 1505 amino acids. The record is from RefSeq and is a predicted model, not a curated record. The transcript is spliced from 23 exons. Gene Ontology annotation, molecular function: protein binding.
AUGAAACAUGAAGGAUGGCCACACCAACAACAUGACACAGCAGUGUUUACCUAUUUCUUCCUGCUCCUAACAGUGGCCAUCAAGAAAAGGUCCAGGGUCCCCGGGGUUAUGAUCACUCAGUGUGUCGAGCAACUGCCGGUAGGGAAGUCAACCCCUGACUUUGCCCGGAAGCCAAUGCCCGUGACUACUCAAGAGGGUAAAAAGGUAUUUUUCAGAGCCAUGGUUAGUGGAGAGCCGGCGCCAGCUGUGACAUGGGGGCGUAAUAAAGGCGAGGUCGACGACCCAGAAAAAUACAUGACCAGAUACGAUGAAAGAGCUCAAGAGCACGUCCUAGAGGUACUCUGUGUAAAACCAGAUCAAGCCGACACCUACAAGUGCUUCGCCACCAAUGAGUACGGAGUGGCCGUCUGCACGGCGACUCUCAAUGUUAUUGAAGUUGGUUUCAAGAAGAAAGGCAAAGACGCAAAUGAACAAGUAACACAAGAUUUCAGAAAAAUGCUAAAGAAAACUGUCGUCACCAGAAAAAAACAACUCCCGCCGAAGAAAGAAGGCGAAAUUGAUCCAAAGCUCAUAGAACUGCUCAUCUGCGCUCCGAAGAAGGACUACGAAAAAAUCUGUGUCGACUUUGGCGUCACCGACUUCCGCUGGUUGCUGAAGAGACUCAACCAGCUGAAAAAGGAGACGCAAGAUAAGCAGGCCAAGGUCGUGGAGCAGCUGGACAACUUAAAACAAAUAGAAGUGCAACCAAAUGGAAGAGCCGAGUUUAGCCUGGACAUGAAACUCCAUGAUCCCGACAGCGCAAUCAACUUAUACAAGGACGGGACGAUGCUUCCAUACGGGGACGACGACGACUCAAAGCACAGCCUUAAGAAAACAGGGACAACAUAUCUGUUCAGCAUCAAAGAUGCCGAUGCAGAAGAUGCUGGUUUUUACCAGGUCGAUGUUGAAGAAACAAAUGUCCUUACGACUGACUUUCAAGUGCCUGCUGUGGAGUUCAUAGCCAAGAUCAAGGAUGUGAAGGCCUCGGAGAGUGAGGACGCCAUCUUCCAGUGCGUCUUGUCAACGCCCCUCAACAGAAUCACCUGGUCCAACACGGCUUCGUCACUUGAACAUGGGGACAAAUAUGACAUCACCGUCUCAGACGACAAGCUAAUUCACACGUUGAGAGUCAAAGACUGUAAAUUGGGAGAUAAUGGAGCGUAUUAUGCUAUCGCUGGCAUAACAUCCAGCUGUGCUUCUCUUAAAGUGGAAGGAAGCGAGGGCCACACUGGGAACCAAGUAGCAUCGGAGCGGCAGGCCAAGCUACAAAAAGAGAAAGACGACCUGGAGGCAGCCAGACGAGCGCAGCCUGAAAGGGAUGCCGCCGGGGACGGAGGUGAUGGAGGCGAGGGCGGAGACAAGGGCGGAGACGGCACGGAUAAAAACCUCCCGACGGAAGGAGGGGAUGAAAAUAAAGGGAACGAUGCAGAGAAGAAAACGAAGCGAGUGCGAGCCGGUCCGUUGGUUCCUGACACCGUGAUAGCUCGCGGCGUUCAGUUCGUCUGUGGCCUGUCGGACACCGUUGCUAAUAUCGGUGAACGGGCGGAGCUGUCUUGCAAACUAAGCAGCGACACCUCUGAGGGACGUUGGUAUAAAAAUGAGAAGCUGCUAACCAGUGAGGAUGGGGUAAUAAUGAUCAAAGAUGGAGCCUGUCACAGGUUGGUAAUUGAUUGCUGUAAAAAAGAUGACGCAGCUGUGUACUGCUUUGAAGCCGAAGGCCGUAAAUCAGAAGCAACGCUUAAUAUUCAAGAUCCACCAAUAAUCGACGAUGACGCGCUCGGAAAAUUCACAAAGCCGGUCAUUAUAAAGGCAGGUGAAAAUGCAGAGUGGAAGAUGCCAUUCUCAGGGGGGGCUCCGAUGAAUAUACAGUGGUUCAAGGAUGACGAUGAUCUUUCGCCCGCUCUCAAUGUGAAGAUUGAAACAUCCGCCACUGAAAGCAAACUACGCCUUGUUAAGCGUCAAAGGAAAGAUGGUGGCGAGAUCAAAAUAAAAAUAAAAAAUGAAUUCGGUACGACGGAAGCUAUUUCCAAACUUAUCGUACUGGACAAACCCACACCGCCUCAGGGGCCGGUGGACAUUAUGGAAAGUGCCGUAACAUCCGUGGAGUUUAAAUGGAAGCCACCAAAACACAGCGGCGGAUGCCCGGUCACACACUAUGUCCUCGAACGCCAACAAGUCGGGCGUAAUAAAUGGUCAGAUCUCGGUGAGAUCCCCGGCAGCAACCCAAGUUAUAAAGAUUCAGACGUGACCCCCGGGAGGAGAUACUGCUACCGGAUCAGAGCCAAGAACGCAGAAGGCCUCAGUGAUUCCCUGCAGACUGAGGACAUCGCAGCUGGUGUAUUACGUUAUCCCGGAUCCCCAACAGCACCAAAAGUGGUCGGUGCCUUUAAAGAUUGCAUCAAUCUGGCAUGGUGUCCUCCAUGUGACACUGGAGGAACCAAAAUAGUGGGAUACAACUUGGAAAAGAACAAGAAGGGCACAAAUUACUGGAGCCUUGUAAACCAUGGGGUGCCUAUUACAGAUACAAAGUAUGCAGUGAAAGAUGUUUUUGAAGGGGCAGCAUAUGAAUUUCGGGUGUCUGCCAUCAACUUAUCUGGAGCUGGAGAUCCUAGUAUUCCAUGUGACACGGUAAUCGCAAGAGAUCCAAUGAAACCUCCAGGGAAAGUCACAGAUCUGAAGUUAACAUCCUCCAAUUACACCACAUUUUCACUGGCUUGGACAAAACCUAAAGAAAUAAAAGGGGUGGAGGAUGAAGCCCGAGGCUACUAUGUGGAGAUCAGACCAAUAGAAAACCUUGAAUGGACUCGUUGUAAUGCCAUCUCAAUUACUUUAACUUCCUACACCGUGCUUGGCUUGAAGGCAAUGGCCAGCUACUGGGUGAGGGUGAUUGCCACCAAUUAUGGAGGCGAUGGAGAACCUCACGGCUUCGACAGUUACGUCAUUGCUAUGCCUCCUCCUGUAAGGCCAAAGUUUAAAGAUCGCAACAUGAAGACCUUCAUGGUGGUACGAUCUGGCAAUACUGUCCGUCUGAACAUCAACUUUGAGGCCUCCCCCCUGCCACAAAUUGUGUGGCAAAAAGAUGGUACUCCAGUGUCCAAACAUGUGACCGUUACCAGCUCUGAUAAAGGCUCUCAAAUGUUAAUCCCCACAUCUGAGCGGUCCGACAGUGGCAUCUACACCCUGACCGUCAAGAACAGUGUCGGCCAGGAGAGCGUCAAUGUUGAAAUCAGAGUCACAGAUGAUCCCAAGCCUCCAGGUCCAGUGGAGCUGAGUCAGAACAUCCCAGGAACAGUGACUCUGUCCUGGACCUCCUCUCCGGAUGAGAAGAGGGAUGACAGACUACACUACAUGGUAUCCAUGCGUGACUCCUUCAAACGCACUUGGAGGACAGUGGCUGACAACCUCUUCAACAAUAAGUUCACAGUUAUCAAUAUUAUGUCUGGACGGGAGUAUAACUUCAGGGUCUUCGCUAAAAAUGACAUGGGUCUGUCACCAUGUUCCGAAUCCCCUGUGUUUGGGACCAUGCGUCCAAAAGGAAAGUUCAAAGUGAACCCGCCAGAGAGAAAAUCCCUCGACUUGCAGUCACCGCCGUCAUUCAUCGUUCCCCUGAAACCGCGUACCGCUCCGCAGGGUUACGAGAGCUACAUGAGCUGCGCGGUUCGGGGAGAUCCAGCUCCACGAGUGACGUGGUACCACAACAACAUCAGCCUGAACACCAACACCAACUACCACGUCACCAACGUGUGUGGAGUCUGCUCCUUGCUCAUACUGACGGUGGGACCCCGAGACCACGGGGGAUACAAAGUGCUCAUCGAGAACAAACUGGGGACGGCCGAGUCCUCCAUGACACUGGUCGUCAGAGUGUGGUUGUUCAUCGUCGUCUUCACAACCGGGGCCUCUGUGAUGGGGUGGUUUUGUGCACAGCAGCAGCAGAGCCUCGACCAACUGUCGGAGACUUUUACAACGAAGCAAAAGAGAGUCGCAACCCUCCAGCGGGUGGUGGAGAUACUGAUACUGGUGUUGAGGCUGUUUGCCCUGGAGGAGGCCCAGAAACAGGCUCAGAAGACGGCUGAAUUUGCUCUGGCCACUUCAGAGAAGUUGAGGAAUUUCGACAACUACGAUGAGCUGUGGGCCCUCCAAGAUGAGACGGACUCUCGACUGACUGAGAUAAAGCAGGUCGUCCUGUCCGUCACAACCCUCCAGGCCAUGUUCAGUCACCACAGUGAGGAGUUCGAGGCUGUGAAGGAGAGCGUCGUGGCCGGUUUGAGCUCCAGCUCGGCACUGGCCGAAAAUGUGGCUUGGUUAGCCGGUGCUGUGCUCGGUGCAUCCGCCAGAGUUGACGAGCAGGUUGCAUCGGCAGAGGCUCUUAAUGCUCAGUUAGACGGUCAGGCCUCAGACCUGAGUGAGCUGAAAGAGUCACUGGACCUUCAUAAAGAUGUACUUCACACAAACAACCAGGAGAUGGCUGCAAUAAAGUGA